This is a messenger RNA of Ananas comosus (pineapple), 1525 nucleotides long. RefSeq names its product SH3 domain-containing protein 2-like. The record is from RefSeq and is a predicted model, not a curated record. The coding region runs from base 119 to 1234 and encodes 371 amino acids. Gene Ontology annotation, molecular function: protein binding. Lineage: Eukaryota; Viridiplantae; Streptophyta; Magnoliopsida; Poales; Bromeliaceae. The transcript has 10 exons.
UCACCCCGAUUUGUCGGACUGUCGGACCCGAGUCCGCAGUCGGCGCCGGCUUCUCCAUCCUCCCCACAAAACCCGAAAUCCGCACCCCAAAAACCCAAAAAAAAAAAAAACCCCAAAAAUGGACGCCAUAAGAAAGCAAGCUACCAAGCUAAGAGAGCAAGUCGCCAAGCAACAGCAGGCUGUUCUCAAGCAAUUUGGAAAUGGUGGAUAUGCAAGUUUUGAUUAUGUGUUUAGCGAUGAGGCGGAACUUCAGCAGCAUCAGAAACUAGAGAAGCUUUACAUAUCAACCCGCUCAGGAAAGCAUUUUCAAAGAGAUAUUGUUCGCGGUGUGGAAGGUUUUAUAGUCACAGGAUCCAAACAAGUUGAACUUGGCACAAAACUAUCAGAAGAUAGCAAGAAGUACGGUGCCGAGGACAGCUGUACAAAUGUAAGUACGUUAUCAAAAGCUGCACUAACCUUUGGGCGUGCUCGUGCCCAGAUGGAAAAGGAACGUGGGGACUUAUUGAAAGCUCUCAGCACCCAGGUCGCAGAGCCAUUAAGAGCAAUGGUAGUAGGUACCCCAUUGGAGGAUGCUCGCCACCUUGCUCAACGGUAUGACAAAAUGCGUCAAGAAGCUGAAGCUCAGGCUAUUGAAGUUUCAAAACGCCAAAUCAAAGGGAGAGAAGACGCUGGUAAUAUUGAUAACAAUUUGAAGUUGGAAGCAGCUGAAUCAAAGUUGCAAGACUUGAAGUCGAACAUGACAGUGCUUGGUAAAGAAGCCAUAGUAGCAAUGACUGCUGUAGAAGCUCAACAACAAAGAUUAACCUUACAGCGUCUUAUUGCAAUGGUUGAAUUAGAGCGCACUUAUCAUCAGAAAAUCCUUGAAAUGCUUGAUCAGCUUGAAGAAGAGAUGGUAUCAGAGAGGCAGCGAAUUGAAGCCACUCCAAGCCCAGUAAUUGAAGAUCCUGUGCCACCUCCUCCUUCAUAUGAAGACGCCAAUGGCAUAUAUUCUUCCCAAACAGUUAAUGGAUCAGGAGAUUCUGUGGGAUAUUUUCUGGCGGAGGUUGUGCAUGCAUAUCAGGCUGAGUCAGAUGUUGAGUUGGACCUGUCGGUUGGGGACUUUGUUGUUGUAAGAAAGGUGGCGAAUAAUGGCUGGGCCGAAGGAGAAUGCAAAGGUAAAGCUGGAUGGUUUCCUUACGGAUACGUUGAAAGACGGGAUCGUGUACCAGCGACCAAAAUUGCUGAAGUAUUUUAACAUCUUUCUAGACUCGCCAAGAACAGCCGUAGAGCGAAGCUAGUAGUGCGCAGUGCAAACUUUUACCCUUCUGUUAUGACCAGAAAUUUCUGUACAGAAUCAAGUUAGUGUACUUGAACUGUAGUUUCUAAUUUCGACAUUUAAAUCCUCAGUAACACCUUAGUUGUAGAGUGUCGGGUUCUGGGCUUAAUCUUAGGACCUUUUGGAUCCUAUACUUUGUUGUUAUCGUCGAUGAUGAUGAUGAUGAUGAUGAUGAUGAUGAUGUUGUUGUAAAUUGAGAGUCCUUCCUCA